This is a messenger RNA of Suillus subaureus, 348 nucleotides long. RefSeq lists its product as uncharacterized. Lineage: Eukaryota; Fungi; Basidiomycota; Agaricomycetes; Boletales; Suillaceae. The coding region runs from base 1 to 348 and encodes 115 amino acids. The record is from RefSeq and is a predicted model, not a curated record. The transcript has a single exon.
AUGUCUGAUCCCAUUAGUUCUAACCCAGACAUGGAGACCCCACUUCCCUCUCAAUACACCUUUGUCCCUACCCUAGAGAACUUCCAUGAAGUCUUACAGGCCAUUAUGGUGCUUGGACAAAGUUCUUACCACCUCAAUGAACACCAGCACACUAUAGGUCACACCCUUGAGGAUAUCACUGACAAAAUUGCCACUAUGCCCACCAGCACUAUGGGGCACCAAGGUCACUUGGACUCAGUUGCCCCAUGGGGCAUUGCCAAAUUCUGGGAGCCACAACUGUUUAAAGGCAGUGUGACUGAAGUCAAUGCCUUCAUGGAUGAGAUACUUAGUGCUGUUGAACUCUCAUGA